Myxocyprinus asiaticus (Chinese sucker) is the source of this 6464-nucleotide messenger RNA. RefSeq names its product CCR4-NOT transcription complex subunit 6-like. Gene Ontology annotation, molecular function: poly(A)-specific ribonuclease activity; protein binding. The record is from RefSeq and is a predicted model, not a curated record. Gene Ontology annotation, cellular component: CCR4-NOT complex; nucleus; cytoplasm. Bases 182 to 1858 code for a protein of 558 amino acids. The transcript is spliced from 12 exons. NCBI's taxonomy places the organism in Eukaryota, Metazoa, Chordata, Actinopteri, Cypriniformes, Catostomidae. Gene Ontology annotation, biological process: nuclear-transcribed mRNA poly(A) tail shortening.
GUAUGAUGUGGGCACAUGGAACCUUGUUUUGGAGAGCUGCACCAACAGCUGUACAAAAUCCCUCCGCCAUGAUGCUGAGCUGCUUCUCGUAACCGCACAGCCUGCACUACCGAAUACAUUAAAGUCCAAAGUGAGACACAGCUGACAUCAGGAGUUGGUAUGCUAUUGGAGUGGUCUAGGGAUGCCCAAGGAGAAAUAUGACCCGUCUGAUACCAGGCGGAUGUACACUAUUAUGUCUAGUGAGGAGGCAAACAGUGGGAAAAAAUCCAACUGGGAUGCGCUUGAAAUAACUGGUAAUGUCCGCAGUCUUAGCUCAACCCUUUGGUCUCUUACCAACCUCACUGCUCUGCACAUCAGUGACAACUGUCUUUCACGCAUCCCACCUGACAUUGCCAGGCUGCACAACCUUGUGUUCUUGGAUCUAUCAUCCAAUAAGAUUAGGAGCCUGCCAGCAGAGCUUGGCAACAUGGUGUCUCUCAGGGACCUGCUUUUAAAUAACAACCAGUUGAGGGUUCUGCCUUUUGAAUUGGGGAAACUGUUUCAGUUACAAACACUGGGGUUAAAAGGCAAUCCACUUACUCAAGAAAUUAUGAGCCUCUACCAGGAGCCAGAUGGCACUCGCCGACUGCUGAACUACCUUUUGGACAAUCUUGCUGGUGCUAUCAAGCGCAUCCCAACAGAGCAACCUCCAUCCAGGAACUGGAUUGUGCUGGAGAAGCCUGAUAGGACAAGACCAACAGCCCUUUUAACAGUAAUGUGCUACAAUGUGCUGUGUGAUAAGUAUGCCACACGCCAGCUCUACGGCUACUGCCCGUCCUGGGCCCUUAACUGGAGCUACAGGAAAAAGGCUAUUAUGCAGGAGAUCCUCAGCUGCAAUGCAGACAUUGUCAGCUUACAGGAAGUGGAGACAGAACAGUAUUACAACUACUUCCUUGUGGAGCUGAAUAAACAGGGAUAUGAUGGAUUUUUCAGCCCAAAGUCCCGCGCCAGAACCAUGUCUGAAUCAGACAGAAAACAUGUAGAUGGAUGUGCAAUAUUCUACAAGACUGAAAAGUUCAGCAUGGUGCAGAAACACACAGUGGAGUUUAACCAGCUGGCUAUGGCCAAUUCAGAGGGCUCGGAGGCUAUGUUAAAUCGGGUCAUGACCAAGGACAACAUCGGGGUGGCUGUGUUGCUGGAGCUAAAGGAGGAGUUAAUGGAGGUGUCAUCAGGUAAGUCUCUUUAUGGCAAGGAGAAACAGCUCCUACUAGUGGCGAAUGCUCACAUGCACUGGGACCCAGAGUACUCUGAUGUGAAGUUGGUGCAGACUAUGAUGUUCCUGUCAGAAGUGAAGAAUAUCAUAGACAAGGCUUCUCACAGUCUGAAGCUCUCUGCUGUGUCAGGAGAAACCAAUGUCAUUCCUCUGGUGCUGUGUGCCGAUCUCAACUCACUUCCUGACUCAGGUGUAGUGGAGUACCUGAGCACAGGUGGGGUGGAUUGUACACAUAAAGACUUCAAGGAGCUGCGCUACAUUGACAGCCUGACUAACUUCAACUGCAAUGGCAAGAACAGCACGUCUAAUGGACGGAUCACGCAUGGUUUUAAGCUGAAGAGUGUCUAUGAGAAUGGGCUCAUGCCCUACACCAAUUACACUUUUGACUUCAAGGGUGUCAUUGACUACAUCUUCUAUUCUAAGCCACAACUGAAUGUGCUGGGUGUCCUGGGACCCUUGGAUACAGACUGGCUCCUGGAGAACAAUAUCAGUGGUUGCCCACACCCCCACAUCCCCUCCGAUCACUUCUCCCUGUUUGCACAGCUGGAGUUGGUCCUGCCUUACCCUCCCUCUCUCAACGGAGUUCACUUACCUGGACACAGGUAGUGAGUCCUCCAGCCACUGGUGGCGUGGCUGAUUCCCAGCUCUCACAAGUGUUUCUGGAAAUAUACUGAAAACGAUAAAACCUCUAAGCAAUUUCUUUUUAUAUAUUUGUUUAGUUUUGUUUUUCACUUCUACCUUUAUUCAUUUUUAGGGUCCAAACAUAUUCCUAUUUGUCAGGGAGUUUUUUUCUAUUUGUUAAGCUAUAAAUCUUUUUUUAUUAUUGUAACAGUCUAGAAAGAUUUUUGGUGAAUCACUCCCUCCCAAAGGCUAAUAUGUUGAUUUUUUUUUUCUUCUUUUUUUUUUUUUCUUCUUUUUUUAAUUGGUUAAGUGUGCAAAUUUUGUACAGACUGUAACAUGAGGGGAACACACUUGGUCACUCACUCAAAGGGUUUACAGAUGGCUUUAAUGUCAGACCAUAAAGGGAUAGUUCACCCCAAAAAAGUAAGAAAAUAAAUAAAAAAAAUGUCUCAACCUCAUAUUGUUCCAAACCUGUAUGACUUCUUUCUUCCUUGGACCACAAAAGGAAAUAUUAGGAAGUAUUUUAGUCUCAGUUACCUUUACUUUCAUUGCAUCUUUUUUCCAUACAAUGAAAGUGAAUGGGGACUGAGGCUGUCAUUCUGCCUUACAGAAUGUCAAAGUGGUUUGGAAUGACAUGAGGGUGAGUAAAUUAAGUUUUUUUUUCAUUUUAAGAUGAACUAUCCCUUUAAUAUGAAAAACCAGCAGUUCUGAUCCUGAUUCUGCAAUUAAUCAAGAUUUCAUCUGAAGUCUUUUGUUUAUGCAUUCAACAUAAUGUGCAUCUUCAAUUCAAACAUUUUGUUUAUAUAAAGUUAAGUGUCCACUUUUCAAGUUCAGCUUUUGAAAAGGUGCUUUGCUUGAAGUUCUAUUACACUCCGUAUACACUUAUGUGACCCAUGUUUGAAUGAGGGACCAAUGUGUCUUGCAGACCAACUCUGCAGUGUAGGAGAGUGGAGAGCUUUUCCACUUGUGUGGUGCUCAAACUUGUUUUACAUCGGUGCUCUAUCUCCUGGUGUUUUAUUCUCCCAUCAGUGGUGCAAUAUUCAGAACAGUCUAGACAUGCUAACCUUGCGCACAGUUAUGGAAUGUUUUUAUCAAGUUUAGAGUAAAAAGCACUUACUCGUCUUUCUCUCUCCCUUCGUGUUCAGGUGGGAGUUGCUUAAUUGCGCUAAAUGUAAGCCAAGUUAUUUUAAUUGACUCAAUUCAGCAGCACUGCUUUUUGCACACUUGUUUUAACCCGUUCUAUGGACGCAGGCUGUUUUUGUUUCUUUGUAUUUCAGGCUAUUGAUCUCACUGUGGUUAUAAAUGGGAGUUUUUUUUUUUUUUUUUUUUUAGAAAGAAAGGUUUUAUAUGAGAAGACUAACCAUGGAGUCUUUUAACCAGCGAUUUCUCACUCUAUUGGACUGAAAAGGAUUUCCAUACCUUGUUCAUUCUCUCACCACACACACUCGAAAGAUCUGUAGCACUGUUCGUGUUGUUAGCUAGCCGUAAAUCCCCAUAUAUUGUAUCGGAGGGGUCCUCCCAGGUCUUUGUACAAACUUAAUCAAAUAUAUAAACAGAUUUAGGCUUGACUUGAUUGUAUAUGAGCCACAUGCAAGAACUUUUUUUUUUAAAUGUGUGUUUUGUACUAAGAAUAAAUUAUGAUCCAAAUUCAAAAUAAGAUUGUAUUGUUAGCUACAUUUGUAUCAAAAUUAAUCAAACUUACCAGCUUGUAUAAAAGACAAAGAGGUUGUUCUUGGUUCUCGCUACAUUGCUUUUGCACUCUUCACUCUUUUUUUUUUUUUUUUUUUUUUUACUAUAGUAAUUUCAUUUUGUGACUUUCAGAGCACAUUCUUCAGUAUCUGUAUAGCUUUGAACUGCAGUUUUGCCCAUUCAGUCAUCCAUUUCAAGCUUAUUUUAGUGUGACGUUUAACUGCGGGACACAAAGUGAGAAGUCAAAUCAGUAACGCUCCUGUAAUUCUAUCCUAUUCAGAGUGUAACGUUGUGCAGCUGUGUAUCUUUGAUUUGCACUCCCUUCAGUAAGCAACUCUACAACCUCUUGUCCUUAAUGUUAUAUCAUGGUGGGGGUUUUAUGUACUUUCUUUUUGGAGGUCCAAGAGUUGCAAGACAUCAGGUAUAUGACAUCAUAUUUAAUUAGCUGCAUUUUAUGACUGAUUUGUAAAUGCAGUAACUUUUCUGUCAUACACCAAUCAUUUUAAUGUCCAUACUAUUUUGUAUAAUCCAUUGUGCUUUAAUACUCUAUCUCUGUCCAGAAUAUCCCUUAAAUGGCCAUAAUAUUUCCUGUGUAGUGCCAGCUUGAUGCAUUCUUCUGUGAAGCCAAUUGUAAACUUUGGAUUUACCUUUUUAUUUUUAAACCUUUUUGGACCAAAAUAUCAUCUGUAAGACAUGUAAAUGCUUCCUGGCAAUUGUCUAUUUGUGGUGUUUCAGCACUUGAUGUAUUUUGGUUCAGCAUGACCAUCACACAUUCGACAUUUCGUGAAUCAGUUUUCCCCCCACUAUGCCGCAGUAUCGAUUUUAAAUCUUUCUGUUUUAACUGUAAGAACCUGAACAGUUACUUGUUAUUUGGGACCUCUUCGCUAUAUUCACGAAGUUUUGUUUUGUCUUAAAUGACCAUGAAUUGUUAAUGCUAUUAUAGUAGAAAUGAGAUUCGUUUUUGUAAAGUGUGAAUAAAAUGUGUAUUGCAUAUUUCCUUUCUACAAAACACACGAGUUGUGGUGUGUAUAUAAUGAAUUCUCCUGCGUUAUUGCUGUCUUGUUUUCAUGGUUUGUCUAUCACAAACAAUUUUAUUUGUCCUAAAGUAAAUUUGCUCCAAAGAUGUCACGAUAGAAAGACACGAAGUAGUUUCCAUACCCACAAGCAGAUAUGUUGAAUCUUGCUUUGUUAGUGGCCUUGUGCUGUCGUGUACAGACAGGAUACUUUUCGUGCAAUUUAUUGUCGUGAUUGAAAGCAGGUUGACGCAUCCUGUUAGACAGUGGAGAUGGUGUCAUUUAAAGUAACCGAAUGCUCAAGUAUUUUAAUUGUUAUCAGUGCAUUUAAAUCAUUAUUAAGUGGUUGUCCCUGAAGUUUGUUUUUGCCAUUUAGUCACCCUCUUGGCAUCCCAGAUAUGUAUGACUGACUUCUGCUGAACACAAACAAAUAUUUUUAGAAGAAUAUCUCCGCUCUGUAGGUUCAUACAAUGCAAGUGAAUGGUGGCCAGAACUUUGAAAGCCCAAAAAGCACAUAAAGGCAACCUAAAAGUAACCCAUAAGACUCCAGUGGUUAAAUCUAUAUCUUCAGAAGCUAUAUGAUAGUUCUGGGUGAGAAACAGAUCAGUAUUUACGCCUUUUUUUGCUAUAAAUUCUGCUCCCUGCCCAGUAGGUGGCGAUAUACACAAAGAAUGUGAAUUGCUAAAAACAAAAGAAAAAUGAAUGUGGAGAUUUAUAGUAAAAAAAAAAAAGGACUUAAAUAUUGAUCUGUUUCUCACCCACACUUAGCAUAUAGCUUCUGUAGAUUUGCAUUUAACCACUGGAGUCUUAUGGAUUACUUUUAUAAUGCUUUAUAUGCUUUUUGGACCUUCAAAGUUCUGGCCACCAUUCACUUGCAUUGUAUGGACCUACAGAGCUGAGAUCAAAAGUCAUACACAUCUGGGGUUGCAUAAGGGUGAGUAAAUGAUGAGAGAAUUUUAAUUUUUUGGUGAACUAUCACUUAAAAGUGACAUAAAUAAUAGAAUUGCCACUCUAGGUACUUGGAGACUAAUUUCUGUAGCCUCAUUCUCUGUUAUAGACCUUAAAGAUGAAGUGUCACUUUUUUUUCCCCGAUGUUAACCCUGCACAAUAUGCAGAGAUAAUUAUAAGUAAAGCCAUUUGUAGGUUGAUUUUCCUGGAAAACGAAAUGUGGGCGUGGUGACGUUUUCAAAACAUUGCUCUGUAUGAAUGGCCCGACAUAGCAGCAUUGGCUCCAUCAAUAGUGUGAGUUUAGGGCAGGAUCAUUUGUUAUCAGGUAUAUACUGGAUAUAUUUUAUUUCAAAAGUAGACAAAUCAAACAUCUAUGCUUAAACUUGUGAGAAACUGUGCAGUUAAUGGAUAAAUAUUUUCUCUCUGUCCCCAAUCUUUGUUUCUUUGCCUUUUGCUCACUUCUCACCUACCUUUUUAUAUUAUAAAUAUUAACUUUUCCAGCCUUAAUUUUUUUUUAUACUAAAAACCUGCUGCAAUAAAACUGAUAGAUUAGCUGGAGCUUUUGAUUUUUAUCUCAGUUUUUAUUUUUAUAAGUUCAUAGAGUUACUAACACUGUACAUACUGUCAUGACUCAUGAGCUAUUAUGUAGUACAUGGGAUCAACUCUUGUUUACCAUUUGAAAUAAUGCCAGCACAGAUACAAACCCUACAUAAAAAAAUUCAUAAAAAAAAACCUUUCACAAUAUGUAGCAAAUGUUCAAUCUCUCCAAUAAAAUCCAAAAUAGGCAGCUCUUUAAAAAAAAGUAUCUGGAAAAAGAAUGGUAAAUAAGUAUUUUCUGUCUGUUUUCUGUAUUCUUAGUUGUAGUAAUCUGUACAUUUAGUUUCCUUUCACUAAUGUAUUUUCCUAUCUAUGGUUGAUAAUAAAUUCUUUCUGCUUCAUGA